This is a messenger RNA of Patella vulgata (common limpet), 2449 nucleotides long. RefSeq names its product sequestosome-1. The transcript is spliced from 7 exons. The record is from RefSeq and is a predicted model, not a curated record. Gene Ontology annotation, cellular component: amphisome; aggresome. Bases 226 to 1833 code for a protein of 535 amino acids. Gene Ontology annotation, biological process: endosome organization; aggrephagy; mitophagy. NCBI's taxonomy places the organism in Eukaryota, Metazoa, Mollusca, Gastropoda, Patellidae. Gene Ontology annotation, molecular function: K63-linked polyubiquitin modification-dependent protein binding; protein kinase C binding; zinc ion binding.
GUCACGAGACCCAAUUAUUUUUAUUAUUCGGAGUAUAAAAGGCUAAAUUUUCGCUUCGGUAUCAUAACCUCUACGCUUGUAACAGACAACGCACUGUAGAUCAUACAAUUACGAACCAGAAGAAAUCGCUGUCAACUUGAAUUCUGAAACCGAAACCAUUACAUUGUUAAAAUUUUGUAGAAGUCAACAAACUGCUUCAAUAGUCUAUAGAAGAAGAAAAACAAAAUGUCGCUGACCGUGAAGGCGUAUUUUCAGAAGAAGCCAGACGAUAGUCUAGAAAUUCGCCGGUUUACCAUACCGGUGGAUGCUUCAUCAAGCUACGAUUAUAUAUUCAAGAAAGUUUCGGAGGUGUUCCCGAAUUUUAGCCGAGGGAAUUUUAUUCUUUGUUGGAGAGAUCCUGAACAUGAACUGGUUGCCUUUUCAUCGGAUGAAGAAUUACUGGAAGCUCUAAGCUACGUGGAAAAUGGAAUAUUAAAGAUUUUUGUAAAGGAGAAAAGGACUGGACAUCCUACAGAAGAAGGUCCUGAGUCAUCUGGGGAACUUCAUCCCCAUGUUGUCUGUGAUGGAUGUAAUGGUGCCGUCUACGGUAUCAGAUACAAGUGCUGUGUCUGUCCCGAUUACGACUUGUGCUCCACCUGUGAAGGAAAGGGCCUACAUACUGAACAUGACAUGCUGAAAAUAACCUCACCAAGAUCGCAACAAAAAUUUCCUUUUGUACCACCACCCCACUUCCGUCGAUGGAUGAGAAAAUUUAUGAAUCGUUGGCAUAGCAAUCACCCUGAGGGAUGUGGAUUUGCAACUGAGUCCCCUGAAACGUCAGAGGAAAACAUGGAGACAGAAAAGCCAACUGGAGCUCCAGCUGAAAAACAGGGAGAGACAACUACAGGUACUGAAGGGGAGGCAACUCAAGAUGAAAGCAAAGAAGAUGAAACAACUGCAGAAGAAGAAUAUUUGAAGAAAUGGGGAGACAACAUCACAGAAAUGAUGGAUAAUUUUGGAAUCAAUGUAACUUUCGAAACAGAUCAUGAUGGAAAGAGAAAAUUUUACCAAGGUAGAUGUGGUCGUCGUGGAGGACGUGGUCGUCAUGGGCAUGGACACCAUGGCCCACACGGACCAGAAGGACCCCAUGGACCAUUUGGGCAUCCUCCAUUCCCAGGAGUCUUUGGUGCACCAGGUUUCCCUUUCUCUGGACCCCAUGGUUUCCCUGGACCCCAUGGUCCACCACCACCACCACCUCCUGGCUGUCCUGGAUUUGAUGGUUUCCCUGGAGCCCAUGUUAGACGUGGAAAAGGUUGUAAAGGAAAGGGUAAACAGGGAUGCCCAGUCUUCUCCGGUACGGGACAUAGACUGAAUACUGAAAGUUCUGGUGAAUCAAAGAACCAAAACCAAACCCAAAGUGAAGAAAACAAACAAACAGCCAAUGAAAACCAGCAAACAAAGGAGAAGACAUCUGGCGAUUCAAGCCCCGAAAGAGACACUGAAUGGAUGGUAUUGGACCAGAAUGGAUCAGUGAUCCCACCAAACAGCGACCUGUCCAAUCAGACAAGCAUCACUAUUAUUGGUGGAUCUGCUCCAGUCAUUCCCCCAACCCCGGCUACUACUACAACACCAGCUGCAACUGCUCCAGCUCCAAAACCCACUCAGGCACCAAGACAUUCUGAUCCAAGAAUUGCUGAAUCUGUAGAUCAAAUGUUGUCAAUGGGAUUUGAUAAUGAAUCUGGCUGGUUGACUCAUCUACUGGAAGCCAAAGGAGGAGAUAUCAGUCAGGCUCUGGAUUCUAUCAGACCUGAUCGUAGAGCUGCAGGUGCCCCACAUGGAGGUCACAUGGCUUAAAGCAACUAAUAGAAACCGUUAUAGGAAAGACCAACCAAUGAUGAUUGCCCUUAUUUAUCAACUUAUUUUAUUGUAGGGCUCUGAUUUAUGUAUCUUUAGUGCUUACAUAUGUAUUUUUGUUUUGAUAUUUGUUAGGGUUUUUGGUGAUUUAUGUACACUUAAUUGUUAUUGGAUAUUCUUUAAACUAGGAUUUGAAACAAAUUUCUAAAAAAAAGAAAGUCAUGUAAUUUGAUUUAAAAAUUUAUUUAAAUGUAUUUCCUUGACUACUUAUGUUAAAAUUUAAAACCACUAUUGUUUUAAAAUUGCAUCAAGCUAUAAAUAUUGUAUUGUUUCAUUAGUUAAAAUGGUAGAAAUUAGGGAAUUUAAGAGAAAUACUUUCUUAACACCUAUAUUAAAAUGAUUGAAAUAAGGGAUUUGUUUUAGAAUAAUAAUUAAUGAACACUUGUAUUAAAAUGGUUGAAAUUGGGUGAAUUGUUUUAGGGUAUUAAAAUAGUUAAAAUUACACCACUCUAUUAAUUUUAUGGUUAUAUUUUAAAGGUUUUAUCAAAUGUGUAGCUGGUUUCUUGUGGUUGUUUUGCUAUUUUCCUGUAUAUCAAAUAAAUCAUAUCAAAAUGAA